GAAGAACAAGAUAAUCAAAGCAAACCAGAGAAGAUGAGCUAGCUCUCUGCCUCUCUGAUUCCGAGCCUUAUUUUUUCCUGGGAAAAAGAUCACCGGUAUAGAAACUGCAAAUGUGAAGCUUCACUUUGUGAGGGUUUUUCGAGUUUUGGAGAAAAUGGAGAAAUGUUGUGAGUUCUGCAGAGCAAUAAGGCCGGUUGUGUACUGUAAAGCUGAUGCAGCACAUCUUUGCCUAUCUUGUGAUGCAAAGAUCCAUUCGGCUAACACAGUUUUCAACCGUCAUCAGCACACUGUCUUAUGCGAAACCUGCCAAGGCCGCCCUGCUUAUGUUCAGUGUUUGGAUCACAGAAUGUUUGUGUGCAAUGACUGUGACAGGAGCCAGCACAUAUCAUCUUCCCAACAUCAUCAUAAACGCACUCUCCAGAGUUACACAGGUUGCCCAUCUGCCAAGGAUUUUGCAGCAUUGUGGGGUUUCCAAUCAGAUGGGAUAGAUAACAAGACUCUAUCCACUUCUUGUGGUUCUUGUGACUCGAGUGUGGUAAACUAUGAUAUUCAUGGGCAGUCUUGCUCACAAAUUGAAUGUCUUUCAGGUGGUGCUCAGUUUGAAAUGGGAUCGACCAGUAAACAGAAGAUAUUUUGUGAAGGUGAAGAGCAUAAGAAGACUAGUUUUAUUCUGCAUCAGAUACUUGACUUGGAAAGGAUGCAGCUAGCCGAAGGGAAUACCCCUUCAACACAAAGUGACCUAUCUUCUUCAGCACAUAAUACUUGGAAGAGCUUUGAUGAGAACCUUGAUCGGCAUUUACAACGUUGUGAGACUACUGAUACUAACUUUCAGCUAAAGGAGAGUCCGCUUCAGAAUCUGAAAGAUGAUCCUUUGCCAUUUCCAUUUUCUCAGUCGGAUCAUUUAGCAUCAAAUUCAACUAUUGGAAUUCCGUUGCAGACAGAUUCCAUUUGGCAGUACAGAAGUCCGGUCCAAAAUAGUCAGCUGUGGUCUCAAAAUAUGCAAGACCUUGGGGUUUGUGAAGAGCUUGUUUGUCGUGAUGAUUUCAAUAUACCUGAUGUUGAUUUAACAUUCCGAAAUUUUGAGGAAAUAUUUGGUGGUGAUCAAGAUCCUACCAGAGUGCUGCAUGAUGAUAAAGAUGUCUCGUAUUCCUCAGUAGAGAGGAACAUGUCCCUCGAUAAAUCAGACGACUGCAAUUCAAGAGUAAUGGUGGAUGCAUCAGUGGCUUCAUCUAUGUACCUUACUCAGCCUGCAAACUUUGACAAAGCAUGUAACAAAGUUGAAAACGUCUCGGGAAGCAUGGAUAUUCCACCAUCUUCUUCAACUUUAUCAUUCUCUGUGUCAAGGAACUUCACCAUUAACAACGAAGCAGAUUGCCAUGAUACAGUACCUUCAAGCACUUCACCUGAUGUGGAUGCUGGACAGCUGCAAGUCAGAGCAAAUUCACUGAUGAGGUACAAAGAGAAGAAGCAAUCUCGACUAACUGAGAAGAAAUUUCCAUAUUCACCACGAAAAGCUACAGUUGAUGUACAUAGGCGGGGAAGAGGCCGCAUUGUUAAGACAGAAGAAUAG
Messenger RNA from Fragaria vesca subsp. vesca, 1570 nucleotides. RefSeq names its product putative zinc finger protein At1g68190-like. Bases 155 to 1570 code for a protein of 471 amino acids. The record is from RefSeq and is a predicted model, not a curated record. The transcript has 6 exons. NCBI's taxonomy places the organism in Eukaryota, Viridiplantae, Streptophyta, Magnoliopsida, Rosales, Rosaceae. Gene Ontology annotation, molecular function: zinc ion binding; protein binding.